AUGAAUAAGGACAACAUGUACCGUGGUGGUUGCAUGGUGUUGCUGCAGGCGAUUCUCACGCAGGCCUGUCGGACAAUUAUUGCUUUUUGUGUUGUCGCCGACAACGGCAUCCCUGCGAAUAGACGUCUAAUUGCCAUGGCGAGUUCUUAUGUCACAGCGUCCGAAGCGGCAUCUCUUAUUGAAGGCAUGGGCAAGCAUGUACUUUUGACGGCGGUGCAUCUCCUUUGUUGUGAAAAACAUUCUUACAGGGCCUGCCGGCAUUAUCAUGGAGAAUUUGCCGCUGCCGUUGGAGCUAUUCUGCAAGAGUCUUCCUUGCGUUCAAGCAUUCUUGCAGCCUUGACAGAAUUUAUUACGCGGAAAUGGAAGGGCAACGAGGAUUCAAUUCAUCCCUUGCUUCAGCGUGCCUUUUCAGUCAUCCCCGUCGAGUACCCGUCCACUCCCUCUGCCUCCGGGUCCUUGGCCGCUCCUCUGAUGCUUCUACUUCAGGUGUAUCCCGAGCUGGAGAGGGGUGGAACGUCGGCCGAAGUGGACUGCGGCUGCCCCCAUCCGUGGUUCCGAGAGAAUUUGCCGAUCGCGUUAUUGACUCUUUCAAUGGAACAACACGCCCAGAUGUGGCGGCGUACGUCACUUCUACGGAUGGCAUUCCUGCGCUGGCAGCAACGUCAUGGCAUGUACUUGUUGCGACGUCUUGCCGCCGACACCUCCUUCCCCCCUAUAGAAAUGACCGCACAGACCCCAAGCACGGUCCCUAGUGAACAGGCAGAAUGGCCCACGCCUCCGCGACCGCAGGAUGCAGAAUUGAAACAAGACCCAACAUGUGGUCAUAUAAACAGUAACAAAAAGAGCGGUGACAACAGCAAUAAGUCCAUGUUCAAAAAUUCUGUGAAAUUUUUAGAAAAAGAAAUUACAUCGUCGCAAGCAGCAGCAGGAUUGACAGAGGCUCCUGAAAGCAAAGUAAAUAUGUUUGCUGCAACGAUUACUAAUGACCCUUGUAAUGUUAAAUUAAUUAGGUCGUUACUUUCGGAGUGUGACAAGUUGGCUUCGGCGCGGCUUAAACGCCAGGCCUUUCAGACCUGGCACGACGUCCGCCUCGUGGAGCGUCGUGGCCUCCAACGUAUUUCUGCCCAGUGCAUGUGGCGAAGAAAACAGCUUUGUUGGGGACGCUGGAAGCACAAAAUGGAGCGUCAUCGCAUUGCCAAAAGGCAACAAUGCACGGAAGAGCAGUGUCAGAGCCUCAUGGAGAGGAAAAAGGAGCGUCUCAUGCAAGAAACUUGGACGUGCUGGAAGAAAUCCUUCUUGGUGAGGCGGUUUCGUACACACACAUGUGGACGCCGUUUCUUUGGAAUGUGGCGUCGGGCCCACAUCUUUAUGAUUCAUGCGCAAGGGAAUAUUUUUCCGCGGAUUGCAGAGCCUGCUCUUGCCGCACGUUGUCUGGAACAAUGGCGCGAUUCUUACCAUUUUCGCAUAGCGGAUCGCAUGUUCAUGCGGCGGACAUUUCUUCACAUGAAAAAUUGUUUUCGACGUCGAUUGGAAAUUUUUCAGCUUAACGAAAUUGCCAAGGCAUAUGCACGGCGAGCUCUACAGCAGCGUUGUUUGAAGAAAUGGUGCAAAACUUGUCGGCUGUUUCGUUUAUUUGUGCAAUUUACGCGGACAUUGGGGCGGCGAUUUCUUUGCCAGGCCCUAUUAACGUGGCGUCUUCGUUGGGUGCGAAGAACAAGCGGAGGUGAUCGCUUGAGGGCAUUUCUUGAGAUGAAGCAACAGCGUCUCAUCGUGUGCACGUUCAUGCAUUGGAAGAGGAAGACACACUUGAAGCAACUUCAUCAACAGCUAGUUUUCUGCCGGUUGCGACGUACAUAUCACAUGAUAUGGAACCGUUGGGUCCAACGAGUAAUUUUUCAUAGACGGCUAGAGCGGGAUCGUGCUGCAUUGGCUGUAUUUAUGCAUCAGCGGUUUUUGCUCUUUGGCACAUGGCGCCUGUGGCGAUGGCGUUGUAUGCGGCGUGAACAUGAUCGAUACGCCAUGGGCAAGGCUGCACUGAACUUCCGGGCGAAGACGUUGCGCGAGAAGCAGCUGCUGGCAAGGGUGUGGUUUACAUGGAAAGGCAAGACCCAUUUGUUGCGGCACCGGCGUCCCAUUGGAAUUUUUUCUUCUUCUAAAUCAAACGCAUAUAUUGGCGUCAAUCGCAGUUUUCCUCGAGCCAACAUGUCGACGAGCAGCUCUCCAUCUCGCCGCGGAGCAAAUAUUCAGGGCCUUUCCGUAUCGUUUGCGGAACGGCGCUUCAGCCCACCUCGCAGAGAUCCCUUGGCGUUACUGCGGGCGGAAAGAGUCUUGUUACGCGGUAUUGACUCACCGCAGUGGCAGUCGAUGGUUCAUUCGCGUCUGUUCAAUGCCAGUGGAAGCAAAAGCAGAAAUUUGAAUUGCCCGCAGGCGGGGAGGGGAAGUAAAGAAGAAGCGAUGACUAUCAUUAUGAUGCCAUCGGAUGUUGAGGAAGACAUCUCUCCAUCGGCUGACAACAGUCGCAUCUUGCCGUGA
Trypanosoma cruzi is the source of this 2532-nucleotide messenger RNA. RefSeq lists its product as uncharacterized. Lineage: Eukaryota; Euglenozoa; Kinetoplastea; Trypanosomatida; Trypanosomatidae. The transcript has a single exon. The record is from RefSeq and is a predicted model, not a curated record. The coding region runs from base 1 to 2532 and encodes 843 amino acids.